CCACCAUAGCCGUAACAGCAAGUAGGCACGUCGUAGGAUCCCAGCUUUCCUGCAGCCCAAUAAAAUACCCUUGUUCGAAUCUUGCUUCGCUCACUCUCAAAAGCCGGUCACAUCAUGAAUCGUCUUGCAUUGAGCACAAUCGUCGUAGCGGCGGCGCUCGUCUCAGUUUCAGUCGGCAUGUACACCACUGACCAGAAGGCCAUUGCGGGACACGACGCGGAGUCAGUAGGCUCAAUGUGCGAAUAUGAUGACGAUGACGACAUGAGCGUUUUCGGCACCAAUCACGACGCGAGUGGACGGUGUCAAGGCUGCCGUAAUGUCGACGGCGCGUGCGGCAUUUACUGCCCUGGCCUCAAUCGAUGAUACAUACAGUGCGCAUCACCUCUUCUCAACUACCCCCAG
Puccinia graminis f. sp. tritici CRL 75-36-700-3 is the source of this 402-nucleotide messenger RNA. RefSeq lists its product as uncharacterized. The transcript has a single exon. Bases 115 to 363 code for a protein of 82 amino acids. NCBI's taxonomy places the organism in Eukaryota, Fungi, Basidiomycota, Pucciniomycetes, Pucciniales, Pucciniaceae. The record is from RefSeq and is a predicted model, not a curated record.